CAAGGUGAAGAUAAGGACCUUGGCUAUCCCUAAAGAUCUGAGUAUUUUAUGCUACAUUAGGCAAAAGACCAAAUGUGGAGCUAUCCACAUGUAUUCUUUCCUGCAUUUUCUCUCUCCCUUACCCAUCAAAAAAGAUGAAUCACUGCACAAUAACCCUGAGGCCAUUUUCAGAGUUAGUAGCUCUGAGUUUUUGAGAGUUUUUGAGUUUUUAGUAGCUUUUGAGUUUUGUUUCAUCAUCAUCCUCUGCCCUCCCUGCUAGAGACUGAGGGAAUUGUCACAGGAUGCUGAGAGAGAGAAAGCAAGAGAUAUGGUCAAAAGCCUCCAAUAGGACAGUGCACUGACUGUGCUGUCUGAAACAGUAGCUUUAACUGUAUGUACCAGAUACCAUUCUGGAACUGUAAUACCCCUCUUCUUCCCUAGCAGAUUCAGUUUGUCCUUCAUCAGGUAAGAUAUUAUAUUUGUUGAACUUACCGGUGGCUAUGUGAGUAGGUACUAAGCUUAUGUAAACUGCUACCUGUGCUUAAUAAAGAGCAUUUUGAAUCAUUUUAAGAUUACCUUGGCUAUUCAAGUCUUGCCUUCUGAAUAUAUUGCAGCUAUGGAACAAACAAAUCUGAAUUUCCCUUUAAAAUUUUAUCAGAGACAUAGGUUUUAGAAGUCACUCGUUUUCUCACAGUCCAUGAGCACCAUCCACAGGAUGAAAUGCAUGUUUUUGUGCCACUCGAUUUCUUUGACACUGUGGUCCAGAAACAAUACUUAUUUCAAGACAAAAACCUGAAAUGAAAUUACAUAACCCAAUUUACUUUUGAUAUUGCUUAAAUUACAACCAAAUAGGAAAUUCUGUCUCUCAUCUAACCUUACCCUUUUUGCUUAAACUGGCUCAUCAGUGAAAACAUCAUUUAGAUCUCUGAACAGCUGACAUGGCAUUUUUAACAUCUUAUGGAAAGUUAAUGAUAGAAAAUAUACUAGAACUCUUUUCUCCCAUGAAAAUGAUGUAUCUGUGAACUACUUUAUUUCAAAGACAAUUCUAAUGUAUUUAUACAAAUCACACUACUUUGUUGAAAGCAAUUGAAGAAAUAUUUGUUUGCCUAAGGAGAAUUCAUAGGAGGUUAAAACCAUGAACUUGUGCAUGUCUGAGUUAUCUAGCUAAGAUGACAGCCAAUAAAAGCCAAUUUUCCAAAGUAAGGUAAUAUUCUUUAAGGUGCCUGCUCAUGUAAGAGAGUGAAAUGUACUGAUUUUGUCUAGAACAAAGUUAGCUUUCUUCAUAGCAGCUCAUAUAGUACUGUGUUUUGGAUUAAUGACCAGAUCAGUGGUGAUAGUGCAUCAAGGUUUUAAUGGUUGCAAAGGGCUCACACAGAUCCCAAGACUUUUCUGCUUCUCACACUGCCAACAAGGAGGUGGGGUGCACAAGGAGCUGGGAGGGGACACAGCCAGCACAGCUGGCCCAGACUGGUCCAAGGAAUGUCCCACACCAUAUCACAGACUCACUGAAUGUCAGAGAUUGGAAGAGACCCAGAAAUAAAAGCUGGGGGAAGGAAUGAAUGAGGGAGGACACUUGGCAUUAUGGUGUUUGUUUCUCCAAGUAAGUGGUGUGUAUGUAGAAGUCCUGCAAACUCCUUAGACUUUUCCUACCAAUGGGAAAUAGCAAAUGAAUUCCUUAUUUUCUUUUGUAUCUGACCACUGAUUUUGUUUUAUCUGUUGAACUGUCUUUAUUUCAACCACAGGUUUUCUCGCUGUUAUCCUUCUAAUUUUCUCCUCCACCCCAAUGAGAGGGGAGUGAGCGAACAGCAGUGAGGGGUUUAGCUGCUCCCCAGGGUUAAGCCACAUCUGAAAUCUGCAAGCUGAAGGGAACUUGCUUAUUAAAAGUAUUGCACCAGGAAGCUUGAAAGCCUCACAAGCUGAUCUACUUCAAAAGCUUUUAUGGCUCAAAAUGCUGGAAAUAGUCAAGGCUACAUAGGAACAUUUAAAAUAAUUUCUGGGACAUCAUUCAUUCCUGCUUUGCAAGAUAAAUCAUCAGACGACUUCAAAGUCCUUGCCUUUGAUGUUGAACACUUGAUACAAGAAAUCCUUCAAGCAAGUGAUCUGGGAAAUAAAUUUGAGAGAUGUGAAAUUUUCCAGUUCAAGAAUCCUGAAGAAGGUAAUGCAAACUUCAAGACAUCUCAAACAGGCGUUGUUGUGAUCUUCGGCCUUUAUCUUACCCAGAGAGUAACAACUGAGAAAAUAAAAAAUGAGUUACUUUCAGGUAUCAACGCAAAUGCAACUGAUCUUUCUCAGACCUUGAAAAUUGAUGUGAACAGCAUACAAAUCACAGUGGCUGCUGAAAAUCCUACUACUACAAUAAUGCCUUUAACUUCAUCAGGUUCAAAACAACUAACAACAAGCAAGGCUGCAACAACUUCAGUUGAGGGCUCACCACCUGCUGAAGUUUGUGAUGAUGGAGUAACCAGCAUUGAAAAGGAUUUAUUUUGUGAUGGAAUCUUGGACUGCCCAGAUGGUUCAGAUGAAUCUGAAAAAAGAUGUGCUACGAUUUGUGAUGGAAAAUUCAUGCUGACCGAUUCCUCUGGGUCUUUUCACUCUAUGAAUUAUCCAAAACCAUAUAAUGCAAAUAUUGUUUGCCAGUGGAUUAUACUAGUCCCUCAAGGGUUAUCCAUUAAGGUGAACUUCACUUCUUUUGAUACAGAACAGUUUAUGGACAACUUAAAUAUUUUUGAAGGUAUAGGACAACACAAGACUUUGAGAGCUUCUCUCUCAGGAUCUAAUCCCGAGACAGUUCACAUUUUUUCUCAUGAGGUUACAGUCAGGUUUACAUCUGAUUAUUCUGGAAACUACAAUGGCUUUAAUGCAACAUACACUGCUUUUAAUGCAAGUGAACUAAAAAAUUUUGAGAGAGUCAAUUGUACUUUUGAAGAUGGCUUUUGUUACUGGAUACAAGAUUUAUAUGAUGAUUUAAACUGGCAAAGAUAUCAGGGCCCUACCUUUCCCUUUAUGAGUGGUCCUGAUUUUGAUCAUACAUUUGGAAAUGCGUCAGGAUUCUAUAUUUCAACACCCACAGGACUUGGAAUUCAAGAAGGAAGAGUUCGAAUUCAAAGUUUGCCUUUGAUCUCUUCAGAUCCAUCUUGUCUAAGUUUUUGGUAUUACAUGUACAGUCCUAACAUUUACCGUUUACGCGUUAGCAUAAGAAGAGAAUAUGGUCUGGAAAAGAUAAUUUUCCAGAAAGAAGGAAACUAUGGAAAAAAAUGGAUUUAUGGACAAGUAACUUUAAAUGAAACAUCUGAUUUUAAGGUUAUAUUUGAUGCCUUUACAAGGAUGGCUCCAAGUGAGAUAGCCUUGGAUGAUAUUAGCCUGACAGAGGGAAAGUGUAAUGAAAGCAAUUAUGUAGAGCCAACUGCAUUUCCAAUUGCCACUACAACAGCUUCGGUUCCCACUGACUGUGGAGGUCCAGUUGAACUCUGGGAACCAAACAGUACAUUCAGCUCUGAAAAUUUUCCAAACAAUUAUCCUAAUCAAGCUUCUUGUGUAUGGUACUUAAAUGCCGAAAAAGGAAAAAACAUUCAACUUCAUUUUCAGGUUUUUGAUCUGGAAAAUAUUUACGAUGUAGUUGAAGUCAGAGACGGCAGAGGACAAGAUUCCUUACUUUUGGCUGUCUAUACAGGAAACAACCCAUUGCCUGAUGUCUUCUCUACAACAAACCAAAUGACAGUAACUCUCUUUACGGACAAGUUUUCAACAAGAAAGGGAUUUCUUGCAAACUUUACUACUGGCUACCAUCUAGGAGCUUGUGCACCUGAAGAAUAUCAGUGUCGUAGUGGAGAGUGCAUACCAUUGGAUAACCUUUGUGAUAAGCUACCUCAAUGUGAAGAUGGCUCUGAUGAAGCAAAGUGCAUGAGAUUGCUUAAUGGUUCUGCAAGCACUGAAGGACUGGUACAGGUCAGGAUGGGGAAGGCAUGGCACCUGACAUGUGCAGAUGAUUGGAAUGAAAAAUACUCAGACAGCAUUUGCCAGCAGCUGGGAUUAGGGAAUUCAAAUAUGUCAUCAACCGUAUUAUUCACUGGAGAUGGUCCAUUUGCCAGCAUCACCAAAGUAGCUAAUCACAGCCUAAUAUUUACAAAGAAAGAACAUUGUUUAAACAACCUGGUGAUUCAUCUGCAGUGUAACAUUAAACCUUGUGGAAAGCGCCUGGAAAUUGAUAGCAAAGGAACAAGGAUUGUAGGUGGAAGUGAUGCCAGAAGAGAGGCUUGGCCUUGGAUUGUCUCGCUUCAUUUUCAAUACAGACCCAUUUGUGGAGCCUCCCUUAUCAAUGAGGAAUGGCUGGUGACAGCAGCACACUGUGUAUAUGGGAGACAAUCACAACCAUAUAUGUGGAAAGCAGUUCUUGGUUUGUAUGACCAGUCGAAUAUGACAGACAUUUCAACAGUAGUUCAAUACAUUGAUCGAAUAAUUAUAAAUCCUCAUUAUAACAAACUUACAAAAGACAGUGAUAUUGCUCUAAUGCAUCUCCAAUACAAAGUUCAAUAUUCAGAUUACAUACAACCUAUCUGCUUACCAGAAAAAGAUCAACAGUUUCUACCAGGAAUUAACUGUUCCAUUGCUGGCUGGGGUGCUAUUAGAUAUGAAGGUCCUACUUCAAAUAUAUUGCAAGAAGCAGAGGUCCCUCUCAUUUUAAAUGAAAAAUGCCAGGAGUGGUUGCCAGAAUAUACUAUUACUGAGAAUAUGAUCUGUGCAGGCUAUGACAUGGGAGGAGUAGAUUCCUGUCAGGGAGAUUCAGGGGGCCCUCUGAUGUCUGAAGAUGAUAACCAAUGGGUUUUGGUAGGGGUAACAUCGUUUGGCUAUGAGUGCGCACUUGCCCAACGACCAGGAGUGUACGUCCGGGUUGCUAUGUUUGUGGACUGGAUCCAAAAAAUUGUCUAUGACCUUGAUAUUCCUUAACAGAAACAGAAGCUAAAGACUGCAAGUAAACUACUGCAGAGUAACAGUACAGACUGGCAUUCAAAACUCACAACCAGGGAAAAUGAAAAAAAAAAAAAAAAAUGAUUCAAAGUGCAGUCUGGUUUCAAAUUUAGGAAAGUGAAACA
This is a messenger RNA of Coturnix japonica (Japanese quail), 5069 nucleotides long. The record is from RefSeq and is a predicted model, not a curated record. Lineage: Eukaryota; Metazoa; Chordata; Aves; Galliformes; Phasianidae.